UUUGCAAUAGGGACAUGAAAAGCCUCGAUUCAGCCGAUUUAUUCAUGGUUGGAAUUCAUGGUUCUAUGCCCGUUAUCGCCGCGGUCUUAAUCUUUAACUCCGGGCAAUGACCCUCAUUCAUAAUGAAUCAGCAGAGAAGGUGAUCGAUGUAUAAAAGAGGUCUGGAACUGCCCACAGUAUAUUUGUUUCCCAAACAGAUUCCUUCGUCUACUUCAACAAGAAUCUAGCCUUCGAACAUGUCUCUACAAGGGAAGGUUGCCAUCGUGACGGGAGCAUCUCGGGGUAUAGGUGCAGGAAUAGCUUUGGAGUUCGCCCACAGAGGCGCGAAGGUUCUAAUCACAUAUACCUCCGAGACAAGCAAUAGGCAGGUCGACAAAUUGAUAUCGGAUAUUGCAUCCAUCAAGAACGGGUCUGAGGCAGCCAAGGUUCGGGCAGACCUACGACAAUUAGACGCCCCGGACCAGAUAGUGUCAGCAUGCGUUGCUGCAUUCGGUCCCUCGAUCGAUAUCCUGGUCAACUGCGCUGGAACGGAAAUGGUGAAAGAGAUGGUAGACAUGACGCCCGAGGAUUUCGCUUCCGUCUUCGAUCUUAACGUGCGAGGACCCUAUUUCCUGUCGAAGGCUGUCAUCCCACGCCUGCGGAAACCGGGUCGAAUCAUCAACAUCUCGUCUGUCGGCGGCCGAUUGGGACUCGCCAAAUUCACAGCGUACUGUGCAUCAAAGGGGGCUAUCGAAGGGAUGACACGAGCCUUAGCUGGCGAAAUCGGUCCUGCCGGGCAUACGGUGAACGCGGUGGCACCCGGACCAGUUCAAUCUGACAUGAUGGAUAAUCUUCCCGCUGACUUGAUUGAGCGUCAAAAGCAGCAGACACCCGUGGAGAACCGCGUAGGAACCGUCGAUGAUAUCGCCUUGACGGUUGCGUGGGUGGCAGAGGAGCAAAGCAGAUGGAUAAGUGGUCAAACCAUUUCUGCUAGUGGAGGGUUGAACAUGUACUGAUCGUGGUUUUUAAUCAUGCGGGUAUCUGGCGGCUAUCUCUUGGGAAUAGACUAUUAUUAAAGCGUAUAAUAGCGGGCGUUCCGUGC
Molecule: messenger RNA, 1081 nt
Organism: Eremomyces bilateralis CBS 781.70
Lineage: Eukaryota; Fungi; Ascomycota; Dothideomycetes; Eremomycetales; Eremomycetaceae
Product: NAD(P)-binding protein
Exons: 2
Coding region: 237-995 (252 amino acids)
Molecular function (GO): oxidoreductase activity
Source: RefSeq, a predicted model, not a curated record